Molecule: messenger RNA, 1647 nt
Organism: Enhydra lutris kenyoni (northern sea otter)
Lineage: Eukaryota; Metazoa; Chordata; Mammalia; Carnivora; Mustelidae
Product: MOK protein kinase
Exons: 12
Coding region: 45-1307 (420 amino acids)
Biological process (GO): intracellular signal transduction; protein phosphorylation
Cellular component (GO): cytoplasm; nucleus
Molecular function (GO): ATP binding; protein serine/threonine kinase activity
Source: RefSeq, a predicted model, not a curated record
CGUCUGGUGUCGGCAAGGGCUUGUCGUCGGCUUCCGUAUCCAGGAUGAAGAGCUAUAAAGCAGUCGGCAAAAUCGGAGAGGGGACAUUUUCCGAGGUGACGAAGAUGCAGAGCCUGAGGGACGGCGGCUACUACGCGUGCAAACAGAUGAAGCAGCGCUUCGAAAGUAUUGAGCACGUGAACAACCUGCGGGAGAUACAAGCUCUGAGGCGCCUGAAUCCGCACCCAAACAUUCUUACGUUGCACGAAGUGGUUUUUGACAGAAAAUCUGGCUCUCUUGCGCUCAUAUGUGAACUUAUGGACAUGAAUAUUUAUGAGCUAAUACGAGGGAGAAGACACCCAUUAUCAGAAAAAAAGAUUAUGCACUAUAUGUACCAGUUAUGUAAAUCCCUUGAUCAUAUGCACAGAAAUGGAAUAUUUCACAGAGAUGUAAAGCCAGAAAAUAUAUUAAUAAAGCAGGAUAUCCUGAAGUUGGGGGACUUCGGAUCUUGCCGGAGCGUCUACUCCAAGCAGCCCUACACGGAGUACAUCUCCACCCGCUGGUACCGUGCCCCGGAGUGUCUCCUCACCGACGGCUUCUACACCUACAAAAUGGACCUGUGGAGCGCUGGCUGCGUGUUCUACGAGAUCGCCAGUCUGCGGCCUCUCUUCCCCGGAGCCGAUGAGCUAGACCAGAUCUCAAAAAUCCACGACAUCAUCGGCACGCCGCCUGGGAAGACCCUCGCCAAGUUCACACAGUCGAGAGCUAUGAGUUUUGAUUUUCCUUUUAAAAAGGGAUCAGGAAUACCUCUACUGACAGCCCGUCUGUCCCCGCAAUGCCUCUCCCUCCUGCACGCAAUGGUGGCCUAUGAUCCUGAUGAGAGAAUCACUGCCCACCAGGCCCUGCGGCACCCCUACUUCCAGGAGCAGAGGGCGGCUGAGAAGCAGGCUCUGGCUGGCCACAGAAAAGCUUUCUUUCCAGAGUGCCCUGUGGCUUCAGAACUACUCAGUAACCGCUGGCACGUUGCCAAGGAGGACAGAAAGCAGAAACAGUCCCUAAAGCCAGAGGAGGACCAUCCCAAGAGACCAGGCCCAGCGUACGUCAUGGAACUGCCCAGACUGAAGCUUUCAGGAGUGACCGAACCAUCCUCGUACCCCAGCCCUGCGCUGCACCCCAUGUUCGGCCCGGGGCCCAGCAGGAAAGGGCCGGGGCUGAGGCCCCUCGAGUGUGUUGGCACCCGCCGGAAGACGGAUGCGCACAAGGACACGAAGCCCGACGUAAAGCAGGACCGCCUGCCCUCGAUCCAGAGGAAGGGCGGGGGGCGCUGAGACUCCGGGGCCGGCUCGCCCCUGGGAGCGGAGACUGGGUGUGGCCGGCCUGGCCCGAGGAUCGCCGCAGAGCCCCGGAGGGAGGGCUGCGGGGAGAGGCCUGGCGUGUCCCCCUCGCAGAGCCUGGUGUCCCCGGAGGCACUGCCCCGCCGGCCAGCCGGCACCCCCUCGGCCUGGAGCCCCCAGCCUGCGGCUCCGGGUGUCCUGAGAGCGGCUGUCCUGUGCUCCAGCCAACACAUUCGUAAAACUACCUCAGCCCGGGCUUUCUUCUCAUGUUUCCAACUGAGAAAUUUGGGGCAGAGAAUAUUUUGUAACUUUUUAAAAAAUCUGAAUCAAAACA